Bombyx mandarina (wild silkworm) is the source of this 3205-nucleotide messenger RNA. RefSeq names its product unc-119 lipid binding chaperone (gene unc-119). Gene Ontology annotation, biological process: nervous system development; lipoprotein transport; cilium assembly. The record is from RefSeq and is a predicted model, not a curated record. Lineage: Eukaryota; Metazoa; Arthropoda; Insecta; Lepidoptera; Bombycidae. Gene Ontology annotation, cellular component: cilium. Gene Ontology annotation, molecular function: lipid binding.
AAAAUCCUUGAAAACAAGAAAAUGGUGUUGUAAAAAGACCAUUUUUUUCUUCUUUGCAAAAAUUUUGAGACUGGUUUUGAUGGUUUAAAAAGUAAAAGAUAAAAUGUUUUGAUAUAAUCUACGUUCUACAAAUCUUAUAAUUUCACUAGUGCCUCCCUUUUUAAACUUAAGUCCUGAAAACCAAACAGGUUACUUUGUCCGCAAAAUGAGCCUUGUCGGAAAAAAAUGUGAAUCGAUAUCUUUACACGAAUCAAUUAAAGACGAUGUGAUUUCCAAUCAAGUAACUCCUGAAGAUGUAUUGAGAUUGGAGAGAAUUACAGAUACAUACCUCUGCAGCCCUGAAGCUAAUGUAUACGACAUCGAUUUUACGAGAUUUAAAAUUCGAGAUUUAGAAACUGGAACGGUGUUAUUUGAAAUAGCUAAACCUCCGACUGAUUUCGGCGUCGAUAAUGAUUCUUUGGAAGAUUCCACAGAGGAGCCCUUGGAUCCAAAUGCGGGGAGAUUUGUUCGUUAUCAAUUCACACCACAAUUUCUGAAGUUGAAAACUGUUGGCGCUACAGUGGAAUUCACAGUUGGGGCUCGUCCAGUUAACCAUUUCAGAAUGAUUGAGAAGCACUUCUUCAGGGAUACACUACUGAAAACUUUUGAUUUUGAGUUUGGUUUCUGUAUUCCAUUCUCAAGAAAUACUUGUGAGCACAUUUAUGAAUUUCCAACAUUACCCCCUGACUUAGUUGAGGAAAUGAUUGCUGCUCCUUUCGAGACAUGCUCUGACAGUUUUUACUUCGUGGACAACCAAUUGGUGAUGCAUAACAAAGCAGAUUAUGCUUAUAAUGGAGGUAUCAACAAUUAAAGUCUACUUACUAAUCACAAUAUUUUGGAGAGAUUGCACACUUUCACAAAACAAAAAAAGUUCAGUUAUUGAAUAUUUACAUUAGUUAGGUAAUUAUGUUUAAUUUUUUACUUUUACUAAAAUUGUGAUAAUAUUGAAAAUUUAAUUUUAUUUACAUGUUUAAUUAUAUUUAGUAUUUUUACAUGUGGGUAGUGUUGCCCUAUAAGUCACACAAAAAGAAAUAGGUAAUCUCAUGAUGAUAUUUAGAUAAUAAGUUUUUAUUAAAGACAUUCCAUAUAUUAUAUUUAUCAAGUUGACUGAAAAUAAUUAUGCUCUUUCAUGUUAGAAAAGAUGAUAAUACAGGACAAUUAAUAAUUCAUCGUAAAUAUACUUUAAAUAAUUGAAUCUCAAAUGUUUAAUCAUUGACAAAAUAUAGCUUGUUUUAAUAGAAGAUUGAAAAGGCUUUGAAAAGUCAAUGGGAACUUAUAGCUUUUUCGGUAGUCUUAAAUAUUGUUAUUAUUAUUUUUAUUAAAUUAUGUAACGAUUUAAAUAUUAGAUAUUUUAUAAAGGAAAUUGACACCAAUGAGCACAGAGUUUGGAUCUACACCAAAACUUUAAUUUGUGUGAAUCACAAUUUUAGAUAAUAAUAGUAAGUAGUUGUUUCACUACUAUCUGAUGCUAGUCAUUUGUGCAAGUUCUCAGUGACAUUUGAGUGAUAACAAUAAUGUGCAUUUGGAGAUGUACAGGGAUUAUGAAAAAUUGAUAAUAAUAAUGUCCUUCCCCAUUUAAAUAUACUUAUUAUUCUCACACAUUCUAAUGGUAUACAAAUGAAAAAUUGAAGUUUAAAAUUGUAAAUAAACAAUGUAUAAAUUGAAAUUUACAAUCAAUGCAAAUCUUAUUUAGUUAUAAGUAAAGCUUAAAUAAACAACCAUCACAAACACAAUGAUAAUUUUAACAAAAUAUAUGCUAAUAAUAAAAACCUCUGAUCUCAAUCUAUGACUGAAAUUGCUUUCAAAUUUUUUAACACAAUCUUCAAUGGACUGAUUAGUAUUUUUUUAUGAACAAAUUAUCAUUUGUGGCAUUUAAACCUGCUUCAAAAAUUUGUUCUCUUACGUUUCUCAACACAGCAGGAGUUGAGUUCUCAUAGCACAGAUCAUUUUUGCCAUCUAGAUCUUGAGUGCAUUGCACUCAGAAAACAUCUUGGAGGGACCAAGUUGUUCCUUGAGUGCUAUGAUAUGUCCUUGAAAUGAAGUUUGAAGAAAGUGCAACUGGCAUUGCUAAUGUCUAUGAGCGACUGUGCCCUCUCAUGAUCAUUUAAGCGGGGUGCACAGUUGAAUGAAACUUAUAUUGGUAAUGGAGAACUCUUCAAAAAGAAAAUGUUUUCCCCAUACUUAUAGCAUCAAGCUGGGAUUUCAAAAAGCCUGAAAAUCAUAAUAUAUAAUAAUCUCUCCACAAAUCGUAGAAUUCAAUGUUUCCUGAUGCAGACAAAUUGUAGAUAAGGGUGAAAAAAGUAUAUGAAAUCAACUGCCAUUUUUUUUAACUAAAAUAAGUUUUCAUUUUGUUACUUUACUAAAACCAGUGAUCAAGAUAAAACAUAUACCUAUUUUGAAUCAUGCGUAAACUUUGUAAGAUUUGCGUGUUGGUUAAUAGUGACAUGAAGCAGAAUCCUUUUAAAUAUGCUGGUAGGAAUGUCAUGCCGUCCAAAAACCCUUUAUUUCAUCAAGUGACCUUCUUUUAAAUUUUAUGUCUAUAAAAUCACCUAACACCAUGUGUUCAAUGAGUGAAUCUACUUUUAAUCUGUUUACUUGGGUUGGGUAUUGCACAGGUCGUAAAAUAUGUUAUAUAAUCGUAUCGUGUUUGAAUAACUCAUAUUAUUUUUCAACAAACAAAAUUGUAUGUAAUAUUUUAUGUCAAAUAAUAUGGGAGCUGUAGUAUUAGGCAAAAUUUUGGGGGCGGCUAAAUUCACUAGGAUAUGUUAAGAAAACGUUACUAGUGAGACUCGCAAUGAGCGGAAGCAGGAGGAUGAUUGUCAAUGACAGUAACCUUUCAGUUGUAAUGCUAUUAGUAACCAAAGCACUGUGCGCUUAAUGCGGGUUUGUGGGGGCGCUGUUCCAACUCCAUACAAAUUUGAGUUAAAAAAUCCUAAAGUUAAAAAACUCGCAUUAAGCGUACAAAUGUCACCGUACUCGUCGAGGAUUAUAAAAUCAGUGCAUAAAACGAGCAAGUUGUUGUCGACAUUGAUAAAUGUGUAAAACCUAAAACCAUAAUAUUAGGGGUUCAAGUAUAAAAUUGCCGAUUUGUACUGAAAAAUCGAAAUUUGUUUUUUUUUUCAUUUAACAUAUUUAUUUAAUCAAAAUAUUUACAUUAGCUUUUGCC